AUGGCACCCCCUCCGCCCAAUUCAAGCCAGCCUCUGCAGGAGAGGCUGCUGCAGCUGGCCAAGACGCUGCAAUUUGCCUGGUUUGUUGGGCAUAUGACGCUCAUUCUGACCACCAUUCGAUAUGGGUUCUCCUGGCUGCGCAUGAACUACUACGGCGGCAUGGCCAAGUUCUCCUACCGUACUUCGUUCCUUGCUGCCGCUGUUACUUACGGCAUUGUCGUUUACAAGACCCAGCGAGCUCGAGCCAAGACUGGCAACAAGAUGCCAGGUGGCGCCAUUGGGCUCUUGUCCGAUGAGAAUAUCCAGUAUUUGCUUAUGGCCCUCGUCUGGCUCUUUUCUCCUCAGUACCCGCUUGCGCUCCUCCCCUACUGCGUUUACUCAAUCUUCCACGUCGCCACAUACACCCGCGCCAACUUGAUCCCCGUCCUCCAGCCCCCUCCUCCCACCGCCGAUGGCGCCUCUCCCCAGCGCGUCAGCAACCCUCUGGCUGAUAGAAUUGGUGCCUUUGUCAAGGAGUACUACGACGCCUCCAUGUCCGUUGUCUCGGGACUGGAGAUUCUGCUCUGGGGCCGCAUCUUGCUCUCGGCCAUUCUCUUCCAGCGCCGCUCUUGGAUCUUGAUUACUCUAUACACGGCUUUCCUCCGAGCUCGCUUCUCACAGAGCACCCACGUUCAGCACUCUAUGUCACAACUGGUCGCUAGAAUCGACUCUCUGGUUGGUGCUCAGGGCACUCCUCCCGCUGCCCGUCAAGUCUGGGACAAUGUCAAGAAUGUCGGUCGACAGUUCCGCGAUGCUACUGAUGUCAGCAAGUACACUCAGGGUCCUGCCCCUGCCAAGAAGACCUCGUAG
Metarhizium brunneum ARSEF 3297 is the source of this 849-nucleotide messenger RNA. It is a transcript of the gene POM33, whose product is annotated as Nucleoporin POM33. Gene Ontology annotation, cellular component: membrane; endoplasmic reticulum. Lineage: Eukaryota; Fungi; Ascomycota; Sordariomycetes; Hypocreales; Clavicipitaceae. The record is from RefSeq and is a predicted model, not a curated record. Gene Ontology annotation, biological process: membrane organization; endoplasmic reticulum tubular network organization.